CUAAUGUGCUGUCAUCAGUUUCUUUGCAUAGAGUAAGAGGAGGAGACGGAGAGGGGAGAAGUGAAAGGGAGUGGGAGCGUUACGCCGACGGCGCACGAUAUUUAUUCUCAUGAGCUAUGGCGGACCUAAAAGGAAUCUUAUCGUUCUUCCGGUCCUCACUGUCUACUCUCUUAGCAGAUCGGCUCGAUUUGAAAUCUAAAAAGAAGAAGAGGAGAGGGAUUUACACUAGUAAGAUGCUCUGGAUAAUGCGAUUCUCUGGAUUCUUUUCAGCAGCCGUGGUGAUGAUCAUUCUCUCACCUCCACUCCAGUCGUUUCCUCCAGCUGAAGCCAUUAGAUCCUCUCACCUAGACAGCUACCUCCGAUUCCCGUCAUAUCAGGUGUCUACGUCGCCACACUCAUCGAAGGGUCGGAUUUCUUUUCGAAAAGCUACCGGAUUUAGUAAUGCCGACGAAUGUGGCUCCACCGAUAACAAAAUCAGAGGCGUCUGCGAUCCUUCUUUAGUCCACGUGGCUAUUACUCUCGAUGUGAUCUAUCUCCGUGGGUCAAUCGCCGCCGUCCACUCCAUUCUCCAGCAUUCGUUGUGCCCGGAGAACAUUUUCUUCCAUUUCCUAAUAUCGGAGCCCAGUCUAGAAACACUUGUCCGGUCCACGUUCCCUGAGUUGAAGUUCAAGGUUUAUUAUUUCGAUCCCGAGACCGUACGGAACCUGAUAUCGUCUUCCGUUAGGCAAGCGCUUGAACAGCCGUUAAAUUAUGCUAGGAAUUACUUAGCUGAUCUCCUAGAGCCGUGCGUACGGAGAGUGAUUUAUUUGGACUCUGAUCUAGUUGUCGUUGACGAUAUCUCUAAGCUGUGGAGCACCAACCUGGGCUCACGUACAAUCGGGGCACCGGAAUAUUGCUACGCCAAUUUCACGAAAUAUUUCACGGGCGGUUUCUGGUCGGACCAGCGGUUUUCGGGGACUUUCAGAGGGAGGAAGCCCUGUUAUUUCAACACGGGGGUGAUGGUAAUAGAUCUGGUGAAGUGGAGGCGGGUCGGGUACACGAAACGGAUAGAAAGAUGGAUGGAGAUCCAGAAACAUAACCGGAUCUACGAGCUCGGUUCGUUACCGCCGUUCUUGUUGGUUUUCGCGGGAAGCGUGGCGGCCAUCGAACAUAGAUGGAACCAACACGGUUUGGGUGGGGACAAUGUGAAGGGAAGUUGUCGAGACUUGCAUCCCGGUCCGGUUAGCCUCUUGCAUUGGUCCGGUAGCGGUAAGCCGUGGCUUAGGCUGGACUCCAAUCGGCCGUGUCCACUGGACGCAUUAUGGGCGCCUUAUGACUUGUACGGACAAUCGCGUUGAAAUCACAGUAGGGAUGCAGUCGCCGGUGGGGAGUGCGAUGAGCAAGGACGUGGAAUCCAAUUGCCGGUCAAAGGCAGAUGCGGUGCCGGCUGCGGGGAUUAAAAAAAGAGUUUCGGAAUAACCGCUGGCUGUAAAUUUAUGUUUGUCGGUGGCGGCGGAGGAAGACUUGCGUGAACUACCUCCUCACAUGGUUCCUCUCGGGACUAGGUGUCAAGCCAGGCAAUCACAUAUUCUCCCCUUUGUAACUUGUUUAUUGUUUUUAUACUGCCAAUAACGUGACACAUACAAUUAUACAUACAUUUUGAUUUAUAAUGUUCCUUUUCUACCCACCAAAUAAUCUAUUUGUAUGUAAUGGUGGCAUCGUGAUCGAGUCAGGGACCCAGAUGUCAUUGUAGCGUAGAGAAUAUGUUCAAACUAUGAAUGGGACCCGAUUCUUUUUUGCCCAAGCAUCA
Hibiscus syriacus is the source of this 1789-nucleotide messenger RNA. RefSeq names its product probable galacturonosyltransferase-like 7. NCBI's taxonomy places the organism in Eukaryota, Viridiplantae, Streptophyta, Magnoliopsida, Malvales, Malvaceae. The coding region runs from base 117 to 1337 and encodes 406 amino acids. The record is from RefSeq and is a predicted model, not a curated record. Gene Ontology annotation, molecular function: glycosyltransferase activity. Gene Ontology annotation, cellular component: Golgi apparatus. The transcript is spliced from 2 exons.